AUGGACGAGUUGGACCGUCUAGCUGCUGAAAUUUGUAAAACCACAGACCAUGUCGACAUCCUGUUUGCCAAUGCCGGCGCAGACUGGGGCAAAAAGUUCGAUACCCACCCCGAGAAGAUGUUCUCGAAGGUUAUGGAUCUGAAUGUGAAGAGUGUAUUCUACAUCAUCCCGAGGUAA
Molecule: messenger RNA, 177 nt
Organism: Aspergillus puulaauensis
Lineage: Eukaryota; Fungi; Ascomycota; Eurotiomycetes; Eurotiales; Aspergillaceae
Exons: 1
Coding region: 1-177 (58 amino acids)
Source: RefSeq, a predicted model, not a curated record